Messenger RNA from Coregonus sp. 'balchen', 13779 nucleotides. The record is from the annotation of a GenBank genome assembly. Lineage: Eukaryota; Metazoa; Chordata; Actinopteri; Salmoniformes; Salmonidae.
AUGGGUGUGAGUCUAUGGAGCAGCUUGCUGUUAGUUCAGACUCUUUGUUUGACAUCAGUUGAUGCCUACCCCAAUGGAGAAGUGACUGAAUCCUGUGGGAAUAUGAUGCCAAAACACAGUCAUGCCCCCAAUACCACCCAAUGUCCCUACACUCUGGCUGUCAAUGUCACUCAUUUCAGUUCAGGAGAUUACAUCCAAGGUAAUGAUAACAGUUUGGUAAUACAAUAGACUAAUAUAUUCAGCAAUUAUUCUAAGACAAUGGAAAUAGAAAGCUUCUUAAUUAUUAAAUCCAAUGUAUUUUGGGGUGUAACCUUCAUCUGGGUAUUUCCAGACAGAAGUUAAAGGAGGUUUGUCAAUACAUUUCACAUCCUCUGUUUUUCUAUAGCUCCUGUGUACAAUAAGCGGAACAGAAACAUGCUAGGAUCAAAAGAGAGGAUGUGAAAUAUCCAGAGGACUAGACAUGCACCCAUUUUUAUCAGCCUUUUAUUUAAUUGUCAUUGAAAUAUUUGUUCUGGGUCCAACACAUGCACACUCAUACACUGUCAUGUAAUGUCCCUAGUUACCAUAUCUGGAACGACAUACUUUGAGGGCUUCCUGCUUGAGGCUCGGAAUGCAUCCAAUCCAGACUCUGAUGCUGUCGGCUCCUUCACCCUAACCAAUCCUAAAACCACACAACUGUUGAAAUGUGGCCACACUCCGGUAGGCCUACUUACCUUUACGCAAAGAGGUCAAUGGAUUUAUUUUCAUUUGGCUUAGAAUGAAUCAAUUACAAUGACCUUAGGUUACGCAUGGCCUCAAUACUCUAAAUUUCUUGCAAUUUCUUGUAGUUAUUUUUCUGUUUUUGUUGCUAUUUAGGGUUCAGCUGUCAGUCACACAAGUGAUGCCAGACAGACAAAAAUCGUGGUAAUCUGGAACGCUCCCCAAAACUCUCCAGAUGCUGUCGAAUUUCUGUGAGUGUUUAGAGUCCAUCUGAUUCCCACUGCAUUCCCUGUCUCACACAUGCAUUUUCAUUACAUGCUAUGGUCUCUUACGCUCUACAGCUAUAAUUAUAUCCUGAGUGUACAGUUAACAAUGCAUUUGUGUGUUUCUGAAUUAAGUGUGACGGUAGUGGCUCAUUACAAUACUUUCUGGGUGAAAAUCCCCGGUCCGGUUGUGUCUCAGAGUGGGGUGCCUCCCAUCCCACCUAAACCCACCACACCUUCCACUACCAUAAAGACGUCAACUCCCUCUGUGUUGCCCAGACCAGUAAGUCAUAUUUAGUAAUAUAAUGGAAUAUAAACAUACUGUACAUUACUGUAUGUUUUGGUACAGAAACCCCCCUUUCAUGCUCUCUCUGUCUGUCUGUGUCUCUCUCUGUUUGUCUUUCUGUCUGUUUCUCUCUCUGUUCUCUCUCACUGUCGCUCUCUCUCUCUUCCUCUCUUUCUUGAUGCCUCCUCCUGUCUCAGUUCAGCUCAGUGGGUUGUGGCCAACAGAAGUCCUGCCUGUUGGACCCAGCGGGAUGUGACCCUGAAAAAGAUUCAACGUGCUUCUUCCUGUCGUUCGCCCCCAAGGGACAGUGUGUGGAGUUUGAGCUCAGUGGGCCCUCAGACGGCUACAUUGCCUUCGCCCUCUCCCAUGACACAUGGAUGGUAAGUUAGCAUUUUAGCAUCAUUGAUAACUUGCUAGGUAAGUUACUGUAGCAUUAUGCUGUAAUGGUAUGCUUUUCAUUCCCUCCUUUUUCUGUUAAUAGGGGGAUGAUGACGUGUACCUAUGUGUGAGGGAUGACAGCUCGGUGGAUGUGAGCGCAGCUUAUGUCAAAGGAAGGUCCCACCCAGAGGAGGCCUCUGAGGUGAAACCCCACAGUAUAUGACUUGAAUUAUACGUCUCUCUUUUAUAGGCCUACCUGAUAGGGUUUAAUAUUUUCCCGAUAUUUUACAAAUGUUCCAUCCCGAGAAUAAAUCACUUUUUUCCCGGGUACCCGGUAUUUCCCACCAAAACCGGAAGUGUCAUUCAAAAGCAUUAUAAAGCAUAUAAAUAGGCCUAUGUCUGGAUUUGAUUCGAGCUUUGAUCGAACAUUCAAGCCUGAUGCUACCUGAGCCUGAUGAGCCAUACAUUAAAUACAUUUAUAAGCCCUACAUUAAAAACAUUUAAUGAGACCAAGCCCAAAAAGGCCAAAUGAUUGUGACGUUAUCCAAUAUAUAUAUGAAAUAUAAUAUGGCCUAUUUGUAUAAUUAUUAGGCUGACGCAUAUAUACCUUUUAUAAUAUUUCCCCUAAUGUUAUUACCUACCUCCUCUCUCUCUAUUGUUGCUUCAUUCCUUACUCACUUUCAAUAGUUAAAUGAUAUACAGUUGAAGUCGGAAGUUUACAUACACCUUCGCCAAAUACAUUUAAACUCAGUUUUUCACAAUUCCUGACAUUUAAUCCUAGUAACAAUUCCCUGUCUUAGGUCAGUUAGGAUCACCAAUGUGCAAUGUCAGAAUAAUAGUAGAGAUAAUUAUUUAUUUCAGCUUUUAUUUCUUUCAUCACAUUCCCAGUGGGUCAGAAGUUUACAUACACUCAAUUAGUAUUUGGUAGCAUUGCCUUUAAAUUGUUUAACUUGGGUCAAACGUUGCGGGUAGCCUUCCACAAGCUUCCCACAAUAAGUUGGGUGAAUUUUGGCCCAUUCCUCCUGACAGAGCUGGUGUAACUGAAUCAGGUUUGUAGGCUUCCUUGCUCACACACACUUUUUCAGUUCUCCCCACACAUUUUCUAUAGGAUUGAGGUCAGGGCUUUGUGAAGGCCACUCCAAUACCUUGACUUUGUUGUCCUUAAGCCAUUUUGCCACAACUUUGGAAGUAUGCUUGGGGUCAUAGUCCAUUUGGAAGACCCAUUUGCGACCAAGCUUUAACUUCCUGACUGAUGUCUUGAGAUGUUGCUUCAAUAUAUCCACAUAAUUGUCCUUCCUCAUGAUGCCAUCUAUUUUGUGAAGUGCACCAGUCCCUCCUGCAGCAAAGCACACCCACAGCAUGAUGCUGCCACCCCUGUGUUUCACGGUUGGGAUGGUGUUCUUCAGCUUGCAAGUACCCCCUUUUUCCUCCACACAUAACAAUGGUCAUUAUGGCCAAACAGAUCUAUUUUUGUUUCAUCAGACCAGAGGACAUUUCUCCAAAAAGUACGAUCUGGUCCCCAUGUAAAUUGCAAACCGUAGUCUGGCUUUUUUAUGGCGGUUUUUGGAGCAGUGGCUUCUUCCUUGCUGAGCGGCCUUUCAGGUUAUGUUGAUAUAGGACUCAUUUAUUGUGGAUAUAUAUACUUUAGUACCUGUUUCCUCCAGCAUCUUCACAAGGUCCUUUGCUGUUGUUCUGGGAUUGAUUUGCACUUUUCGCACCAAAGUACGUUCAUCUCUAGGAGACAGAACGCGUCUCCUUCCUGAGCGGUAUGACGGCUGCGUGGUCCCAUUGUGUUUAUACUUGCGUACUAUUGUUUGUACAGAUGAACGUGGUACCUUCAGGCAUUUGGAAAUUGCUCCCAAGGAUGAACCAGACUUGUGAAGGUCUACAAUUUUUUUCUGAGGUUUUGGCUGAUUUCUUUUGAUUUUCCCAUGAUGUCAAGCAAAGAGGCACUGAGUUUGAAGGUAGGCCUUGAAAUACAUCCACUGGUACACCUCCAAUUGACUCAAAUUCAUUUUCUUGAAUUUUCCAAGCUGUUUAAUGCACAGUUAACUUAGUGUAUGUAAACUUCUGACCCACUGGAAUUGUGAUACAGUGAAUUAUAAGUGAAAUAAUCUGUCUGUAAACAAUUGUUGGAAAAAUUACUUGUGUCAUGCACAAAGUAGAUGUCCUAACUGACUUGCCAAAACUAUAGUUUGUUAACAAGAAAUUUGUGGAGUGGUUGAAAAACAAGUUUUAAUGACUCCAACCUAAGUGUAUGUACACUUCUGACUUCAACUGUACGUUUCGUUGUCCUUAUCUUCAUCAUUCUAAAGACAUCCUUGAAUAAUAUAGGACUAGAAUCAGAUGCAGAAGCCGUUCACUUCUCUUCACAAAGAUUUAAAGGUCAUGGGUCUGAAUAAAUAACUGCUAAAGCCUACCACCAUCCUGCGUUCGUUCUUCUUUCAAACCACCAUCGUGAGUUCUAUUGGCUGCUGUAUUUAACAUUCAGCAAACAAGAGCUUGAGUCCCUCUUCGAAUAGUCUAUCGGUAUAAGACAUGCAACAACAACAAAAAUGGCCAGCAAGCUAUUCCAGUCUAGCUUUUCCUGCAUGGGACUCCAAGAGUUAAGGAGCGUUUUUUAAGGAAAGAGGCCAGCUGAGCACAGGUGCGUGCAUUUUGCGCAAGCGACAGAGGCUAUAAGUUAGAAGCUUAUUAUGCAUAACCCAUCAUUAAUUAGUUAAACAUAAGGCUAAUACUGCAUUGAAUGUAUUACCUGAAAGAGGUAGGCUAGGACAUCUAUAUAUAUAUAUAUAUAUAUAUAUAUAUAUAUAUAUAUAUAUAUAUAUAUAUAUAUAUACAUGUAUAGGGCUAUAUAUCAAUCUAGAACAGGAUUAUCUAUUUUGGAUGCAAUUUGAAUGGAGUUGAUGGAGAGAGAGACAGACUGUGAGAGAGUGCUUGUGCGUGCACUGAUUUAAAGCAACAAUAUUUGAGUGACAGGCUGUUUUAUAACUCUGCAGCUGCAAUAUCUAUCUUUACAAUAAAAAAAUAAAGUAAACCCCAAAAGCCAGAUGGAGAUCUGUAAAUCAGACGCUCAUUCGGUCUUUAUAUUACGCGGCAGCAAAUGUAGGCCUACCUGUCACAAGAACAAAGGUUACCAUGAUGAGAUGAUAGGUCUACAUGCAUUGUGAACUGCGCUCCAUAUUGAGAUGUGCUGUCUGUCCCCACCCUGAGAGUUGAUGAUUCAUCAUGCAGAGGCCGUAGAGAAGCCAGAUUUAGACAUCGCAUAUAAUUUAACAGUUCCAUUUCACACCAUGCUGUUCAUAUAAAUAAUAUAUUAUAAUUUACCGGUUUCUCACAGUUAUUUAUCCUGGGAAAAAGGAGUGGUUUUGGGCGAUAAAUCCCUGUAAAUCUCGGUAACCGGGUUCCCGUCAUUCAACCCUGCUACAUGUCCUCUAGUUCAGCCUGCUAUAUGUGUAGCACUGUAACUGUUGUAUGGCUGACUUGGCCACAAGCUAGAAUUCCUUGAAUGCCUGAAAAUGAAACCUUCCUCAAUCAGCAUCAACUCAUCAAUAUGAGUUAUGAUAAUCAAACAUGACAUUACUAUAACUUAUUAGAUCAGGCGUAUUAUAAUCAUUUACUUAAACUGAGUAUCUUAUAUAGAAGAUAUGUAUAGACACGCCAUUGUUUCCUUUUCCUAUAGAAUGUUCUUACAGAUGUGGCCUGGAGAUUGGCGGAUGGAGUAAUUCAGUGUCGGUUUCGUCGACGCGUUCUUGUCCCACAGGACGCGACCCGGUUUAGUCUGGACGCACAGUACUACCUGUUCAUGGCAUACGGUGAAGCUGAAUACGGUGAGUUGCAAUAUGAUAUACGAUCACGGUAAGGUUUUGUACCUGUCCAAUAAGAUAAUGUCCAAUAUGAUAAAUAAGAGUAACCCAAAAAAAGAAAAAAGGGCAGAAUGCUAAAAUCAUAUAGAUUAGAUUUGAGCAUACAGGUAUAGAUUGGACCUGUGAUAUAGUUUUUAAUGUAGUAGUGUUGUGUGUAACUGCCUGUGUAACUCCUGAGUGGCGCAGUGGUCUAAGGCACUGCAUCGCAGUGCUAACUGUCCCACUAGAGAUCCUGGUUCGAAUCCAGGCGCACAAUUGGCCCAGCGUCGUCCAGGGUAGGGGAAGGAAAUGGCCGGCAGGGAUGUAGCUCAGUUGAUAGAGCAUGGCGUUUGCAACGCCAGGGUUGUGGGUUCGUUUCCCAGGGGGGGGGGGCAGUAUAAAAAAUAUAUAUAUGUAUUCACUAACUGUAAGUCGCUCUAGAUAAGAGUGUCUGCUAAAUGACUAAAAUGUUGAUUUGAAAUUGAAACCCUCUUAAGCCAUGUUUCCACUGGCACUUAAAAUUAGGGUCAAAUUUGAGCUGGCUCAAAUGGAAUUCUCAAAUUCGAGCUGUGUAGGGGGAAACCAAAUAAUUUUAGACUUUUACUCAAGUAGUAUUUUACAGGGUUACUUUCACUUUUACUUGAGUAACUUUCUAUUAAGGUAUCUAUACUUAAUCAAGUAUGACAAUUACUACUUUUUCCACCACUGGACACAACGUUUAGCUAGCUCGUCUGGGCUUUUUUUGUUGCUGUUAGCUAGCACGUCUGGGCUUGUUGCUGUUAGCUAGCACAUGGACAAGCAGUACUGCAGUAGUCAGAUAUGACAUGAAUUACCACCAUAGCUGGAUUCUUCAUUCAUUUUUGCGCUACACAAUAAACUUUUAUGAGAAUAGUAAGCCCUCGAAUGCUAGCUACCUAACGUUAGCCAGGAAAUCAGAGUUGAAACUAGUUAGCCAGCUAAUGUUAGCUAGCAGGAAUGUUAGCUGACCAGGUCGUAUUGAAAGCUAGCUAGCUACGUCAUAUCAAACCUGUCUUCUGGUUUGCUUGGUUAGCUAGUUAGCUAAUAGCCAAUGCCAUGGCAAGCAAGGUAUGAAUUAAGCUAGACAGCUAGCUAGCCUGUUAUGCUAGCGAUGAUGCUAACUGUUUAGCUAGCUAGCUAACGUUAGCAAGCAAAACAUAUUUGCUAAAUACAUGGUUCUGAGUCUGGCUGGCAGUGGCAGUAGUAUGGGGUAAAGUUAGUUACAGCAUGGCGGGUGAAUAAAAUUCUUCAACAUCUUGCUACUGUAGCUAGCUAGCAACAUUAGCGAAGCCAGCUGCACAGUCACGGCUACCUAGCAACAUGACAUCUUUUCUAAUUUCUGGAGGCAGUAGAAGCCCGGGUUGACUUCAAAGUGCCAAUGGCAACGGGCCUUUAUAGUUCUGCAUGUAUAGAUGCCCAAUGACAUAUCAUGUAUUUCACACAAAGGUUAUUAUAGUAAACUAAAACUAAAACUAAAACGAAUAAAAAAACUAUUUAGGAAACUGAAAUAAAAUAAUUAAGAAACACAUUAGAAAAAAUGAAACUAUACUGAAACUACUAUCUUUGACUCCAAAAUUAAGUAAAAUUAAAUAAAAACAUAAGAAAUUAUGUUCCGUUUUUUCUCUUUUAAACUUUGGCCAAAAAUCUGUUUCAAAUAGUUUGUGCAUCACCAUCAUUAGCUAUCUCUUUAGACAAAAGGCUUGCCUCCAACAAUUUAACAAUGUUCCAGCAUACGACAUGUCUUUACAAGUACUGCGUCAUUUGGGACCUUCAUAUAUACAGUCAUUGGUUGGGACAGAGAGGAGUCAGAACAGGGAAGACCAUCACUGCCUUAUCUGGUGACGUCACUGUCUCAUCCACUUGUUGCCCUAGCGUUAACCUAAUGUAGUAUCGAGUUAAUGUGGCUAAUUAUGCUCUGAAACAAAGGAGUCUGCUUAUACUGAGCUUUGAUCAUAAGUUUUAUUCAUAUCACAAGAUUUCAGCAUAAGUUUACAGAUGUCAAGAUCAUCCGGAGAGCAGUGUCCGAAAAGAAUAUGUCUGCUCUAAUGUUCUUUGUCUCUAGCCCAUACUUAUAAUCUUUACAAGAAUAUGGGUGGCUCCCUCUACUGUCCAAUCACCUGUCUCCAACAAACAGACUCCCUCUGUUCUAUGAGGUGUCACUCUAAAACGGCUCCCUCUGAAACGGAAUAAACAUCCUCUCAGGUUCCACUUAAAAACAUUAGCAAAGUCAUAAUUCUCCAUAUACUACACUAACGUAGCAGGAGUAAAAAGACGCCUGAGCGGAGUCCCCAUAUCUGUUUUUCAGGGGAAAUUAAAGUUAGGUUGAAAAUACUGUAUCCCUGAAAACCGAAAGCAUUCGCUUUCUGCAGACUUCGCGGAGAGUGCCCGAGCUUAAACAUCCCAGCUGGACACAAAGUACUAGCUAGCGAGAUGGGGAAUGCAGAGGUUAUUUUCAAUAAGUGCAUUUCACUAGUUUGCAUUGUAGUGUCUGAGGGUCUAUGAUUUUGCUGACAUUUGCAAAUGGUGUAAUGGAUGAACUCUACUCUGCUUUGCUGAAACAUCUGGAAAGUAUUACUACAUAGGCUUCUUGGAAUAGAGGACAUUUGGACAUAUGUGGAAGCCGGGGAUUGGUCUGUCAAAAACCACCCAUCUUAUGUUACAUAGGAUAUAAAUACCAUGUUUUGAACAAAGGACGGGGAGAAACAACAUAUUAACAGAUUGGGCCGUUGUUCUCCAGAUAUCUGCAGAUGUCUGUAAAUUGAUACUGUGAUCUUUGAUACAAUAAACCUUUAUAAUCAAAGUACAGUGUAAGCGGACUUCUUAUCAUCACAGCAUAAUUAGCAACAUAUUUUGAGACACCACAGCAUCUUCUACCACUAAAACCUAGGCAAAUGUUUUGCCUGCAAACUUUGGUUUCGAAUCGCAACGUUCUGAGAUGUCUGCCUACAGGCUACGGAAAGAAUUUGAUUUUUUCAGGCUUAGCCCGCCUACCCAAACUCGUGAUUUGUUGGGAGAGUUGUCUGUCUGAAGAGGACCCCUUUUUUAUGUCCAAGAGAAUCUGACAUCCUCCCCAGACCUUGUGCUGAUGCUCUAGGCCUGGGAUUUCCGAGACUACUAGCUAUCACUAGCUAACAGGGAAGAACUAGAACCUACAACACAUAUAUGGCUCCUAGCCUCCCAGUCAUAGGAGCAAUUCCAUGGUAACGGAAUUAUGCUGAGACUCUGAUUUUUUACUUUCAAAUGUAUGCCCCCAAAAAACAUAACUUUAACUUUGGUUACAAGGCUUCCUCGCCUGUCAUUUUACUGUUGCAUCGUACAUACACAAUCUAUGGGCUUUGGUGGGGAAGUGGGAACAAGGUCUUUCACACAUUUUAGUAGUUAUCUAAUUACUGUACAAGGAAGGGCUGCAUUGUAAAUUGUUUCCUUUAUGACAUCCAUUAGCAGAUUGUAUUUUGCACACAUCUACAUAUCUUUGUACAGUACAUCAUAAAAUAUAAAUGCAGAAUGCAACUUCAGAUCCGGUCUUCCGGAUCUAAACUUUAGAUCUAAACUCCCUGUCUUUACUCUAGUUAUCUCCUAGUUCACAAAAAUGUAAUGUGUCAGUGUUUUUCUGUCAAAUGAGGUCAAGGAGUUUGUGGUUUAUGAGGUUGGCUUGAGUUAUUGCCCUCAAGGUAAAGUCUCAUAACAAACAUUUAUUUCACAUUAUUGUUUAAUGACACCGACGCUUCCGCAACUGACUACCAUGACAGUAAAUGUCAGAUCAAUUCUGUGGUAUAAAUAAAAUAUUUUAGAUUCUAGAUUGAGACUUUCUAUCAUUUUAGGGGCAUUGUGGGAAAAAAAGAAAAUACUUUUCCCCUUAAUGGCCACUUUAUGACUUGUUUAUGACGGAAAUGAUAAGACGUGAAAGAAGUGACAAUAUAGAUGAAAGGUUUUGCGGAUGAGGAUAGAGAAGCGAAGAGUUUCUAAUGCUGGCUCUGAAAUGACUUCAACUCGUGCUGUCACACAACAGCAUGCAUCCUUUGAACUGUAGGUCCUAUUUCUAUAGAUGGAGUCUUCCCGUUAUAGCCCACUGAGCACAGAUGUCAAUUGAACAUCUGUUCCACGUUGGUUUAAAGUAAUUUCAUUGAAAUUACAUGGAAACAACAUUGAUUCAACCAUUGUGUGCCCAGUGGGAUGUCACCUUCACUGACAUAUCAGUUGUAUGUCAUUCAUGGUGACAUAUUACCUAUAUGAGAAACCUAUAGCUACUGUAGGUGACUUGCUGCUAACUCGUCUCUCUCUCAAACCAUUGUCUUGAGGCGAGGUGCACAGGCAUGACCGCCAACCCCUCAUAUCCUCACAGCAGUCAGUCAUCAACGGCCCAGCAGAGAUUCUCACUGGCUCUCGAUCACCACUCCUCAUGAAAUUUCACAGUGAGUGGACUGGAGACUGAAAAUGAUAGGCAAACAAAUGUAUAAUUCUGUAACUACAUAAAACCAACAUUCAGCUCUAUGAGCAAUACCAAGUAAAUAUGUCAUGUCAGACGGUCCACAAUUUGAUACAUACAGUAUUUCUUGACUUGAUUUAUGAAUGAUUUUGGCUCCUGUUAAAGUUUUUAGUCUGAUGCCCAUCUGUAAUACCUGUUAUCUCUUUUGUAAUAUCAGGCGUUCUGAUGUUAAUUGCAUGGAUGUUGGCUGGAAGCACAGGUACUUUCAUAGCCAGCUACUUCAAGCCUGAUUGGCCAGAGAAAACACUGUUCGGUCAGAAAAUUUGGUUCCAGGUAUGUAAAAGAAACUGAUAAACUAACAUCUGUGGUAAAAGUUGUCCUUACAUUGAUAUGUCACUGCUUAAAGGUGAUAAGCAUCAACGUGUCCUGUGUUUGUCCAGGUGCAUCGAGGGUUGAUGAUGUUAACAGUGCUGCUUACCUGUGUGGCCUUCACUCUUCCCUUCAUCUACAGAGGAGGUUGGAGUAAGGUAAGCUACUAAGCAUUAGCACACAUAAAGUCCCUCUUAUUCUGCCUCACGCUUGCGAUGUUAUGCACUGCUUUAACCUUGUUUAGCCAGCAGAGGGCAUUGCAUCUUGUUGUUGGAUGAGGAGGAUUUUCCUUAAUUUUUCUAUUUUGAUUUUGAGUGCCUGAUUAUAAUGUAACUGUCAUGGAACGAUUCAACCAAAUCUAUCUUAGAAAUGUUUAUGCAGCAGGGCUUUGUUUAUGCUACUGACUGGAUACUGUAAUGCAGGUUAGAUUAAACAGAGGCUUCAGCUGAAAAGUUGUUCAAAUCAAAUUUUAUUUGUCACAUGCUUUGUAAACAACCGGUGUAGACUAACAGUGAAAUGCUAAAUACUUACGGGUCCUUUUCCAACAAUGCAGAGUUAAAGAUAAAAAGAAAAGAAAACAGAAAUAGUGGCACGAGGAAUAAAUACACAGUGAAUAACGAAGAACAACAACGAGUACAAAUAACAUGGUUAUAUACAGGGAGUACCAGUACUGAGUCAAUGUGCAGAGGUACAAGAUAACUGAUGUAGCUAGGUAGGGGUAAAGUGACUAGGCAACAGGAUAAAUAAUAAACAGUAACAGCAGCAGUGAAAGUGUGUGUGUGUGUGUGUGUGUGUGUGUGUGUGUGUGUGUGUGUGUGUGUGUGUGUGUGUGUGUGUGUGUGUGUGUGUGUGUGUGUGAGUGGUGCGUCAGUGCAUGUGUGCGCGUGUUAUCUGUGUGUGGGCAUAUGAAGUGUGUGUGUGUGUGUGUGUGUGUGUUGGGUGUCAGUGUAAGUAUGUGUGAGUGUGUGGGUAGAGUCCAGUGUGUGUGCAUAGAGUCAGUGCAAGAGAGUUAGUGAAAAAAGUGUCAAUGCAGGUAGUCCGGGUAAAAAAGUUGUUUGAUUGCAUCGAGGGCUUUAGUGUUUAAUACAGAGGGUUUGUAUGUCUUUCUCCAGAGUUCUGGGGCCCAUCCCUACCUGGGAUGUACUGUACUAGCCCUGGCUCUCCUUCAGCCUAUCAUGGCCACUCUCAGACCUCCCCCUGACUCCUCCAGGUAAAACCCUAUCCACAGCCCAAUUGACCACCAACCAUCUCACAUGGCCAUACUCAAGUACUACAUAAUGGAAGAUUCCAAUGCUGGAAAUGCUUUGCUAAACUGCUCGUAAACAUUAUUACAUAGACCUCAUACUAAAUGGUUUAUAAUACACACAUUUGCUGAUAUUGAAAUAAAAUAUGCACUUGAGCAAAUUAUUUAUAAAAUGUUGAUCAUGGAAUAGGUUAAAAACAAACGAAGUGCUACCAUUUUGCAUACAAGUAAUGGAAGGGUUUUAUAUUGAAUCUGAUGCUGUUGUUUUCUCUAUCCAUUCCAUGGCUGUGAUAUACUAAAUGUUAUUCUAUUAUUAGGCUGUAUUCUUACCAUUGAUUAGCUGUUCUCUCUAUGCAGGAGGUGGGUGUUUAAUUGGCUGCAUUGGGGAGCUGGGACUGUUGCUGAGAUUAUGGCUGGUUAGUCAACCAUCUGGAAAUUCUUCUGUUCUUUUAGUACAUAUUUGAUAGUCAAGCUAAAUAACUUAAAACGCAUACAAAGUCCUAAUUUUGUCUUAUUGAAUGUUACUGUUACUGAGUAGCUAGCUGAUGUGGACCACUUCCCAUCAUUGAGUAAAUCCUGUUUAGGGCCAGGAGUUUUUCCUGACCAUGUGAAUUUACCAGGAAAGGCUCUGGGUCGUAUCUAUAACUUGUGGUGCGUUCCCGUGCUGUCGGAGUUAUCAGAAAUACAAAGUUUUACUUGAACAACCCUCCAAGUCAUCAUAUCAAGAUUUGUUUUUACCCGAGUUGCCGAGUUGUAACAUUUAACCACUGAUCUUUCACCUUUUCAACCAAAAGAUGUGGAUAAUGUAGAUAGUUUGACCAUAUUGUCAAGCUAGCUUACUGUAUUAUUAGCAACGUUAGCUAUCUUAUCUAGCUAGCUUGAAUGUUAUUGGUUGAAGAAUUGUUCUGACUUCAAAAGCACUUGAACGGAAUCAUAUCGGACUUACAACUUCCAUUUUGGGAGGGUUCCCACUUCCGACGAGUACGUGAAUGCAGCAUUGGGCCCAGAGUUUUUCCUGGUCAGGUCACAUGGUCAGGGAAAACUCUUAUCCCUUCUCAUGUGAUACUCACUUCCUGUUGUAAUGCAGUGGCGGCCAUGUUUUUGGGGAUGGGCCAGCAGUCUGUGCUCCUGCCUCACCCCUGGUACCUGCUGGUUCUGGCUGGGUUCCUGGCAUGGGUCGUCCUCUUGAGGGUGAUCCUUGGGCUCCAUAAAAAAGGCUACAUUAAAACACGUAAGGAAUCGGCAUGUUGUUGAUCUCCAUUAGUUGUGACGUCAGUGAGAAUUUGUGAGAAGUUUUCUUUUAUAGCUGACAAGUUGAAUCUUUCAUCAAACUAUGAGGUGCAAAUACAUUAGUUCCAUUCUUGCUAUAUGUCAGUUUAGUGAAUUCUUGAAAUUACCAGUUAUCAUUCAUAUGAUUAGUAUAUCUCUGAUGUUAAGACAAUGCACAUCUUCACAUUUAUUUCAACCUACAUAACAGGUCGUAUAUGUGUUAAUAGCCUAUAUGCUAUUUUAGAAGCUAUAUUCCUUCAAGGUAAAUAUCUUUUUAGCACCAAUUUCCUGUUUUGUGAUUCUGUGACCUUGUUUCCACAGCGAGUGACACUGAUGACCAGCAGAGGAUUCUUGCUGACCACUCAGAGGGCAGCGCUUGGGUAAGGCCAUAAGCACAGAUUUAAGGGUUAUCUCUGUGAAGCUUUGAAGUGAUUUGAAGUGUAAGGGCCAGUAAGAGUUCAGAUUUAAAGCCAGAGAUAGUUAAGAUGGAACUCUCUUCCUGGACAUUAUGUUUAAAUGAGUUAAUGUAUGUGAUUUACUAGCAACUGCUGGUGCAAGGUAAUCUUGGCACCCAGAACCAAAUCAGCUGCUGGUUUUUAGCUACUCAUUUAAUAUUAAGAUUGGUUCAGAAUGACCAUUUUUAUUUGUCUGAUAUCAUAAUAUUGUGCACUUUUGACAGUUUAAUAUAAUGGCAUCCUUUUUCUUCACAGGAUGCAUGGUUCAAAAUCGUUGCCCUUCUUGCCUUUAUUAUUGGGAAUAGCGGGUUCCUGAUCAGCUUCAUUUACACCAUCAGUGGAUUGUGAUGAAUCUGUGAGAAUGGCCAUUCCAUGGUACAUGACAACUCACUGGCUGUUAGAAUGAUGGAGGAUCCUGAUUCUUAUUCAAAUUCAGGACACAGCCAGAUCAAGGCACUGAACCAGAACUAAAGCUAUAAAUGGAGUGACAGGAAAUGGUAGGGAAUAUGUAAAAAAAAAACAAAAAAA